CAGGUGUUAGCAUUAGCAACAGGUUAGCCAAACAAACCGAUGCUAACGGACGCAGUUCGCUAACUGCAGUGUUCAUGAACAGGCAGGAUCUAAAUUACACACAGUUUGAGAUGUAGUGAACCUGUCCCGGUCCCGGUGUACCGGACAGAACCCUGCACGACACUGCAGAGUCAGGAUUAAUGUGAUUUAAUCUCAUGCAAUGAGCUAAUCCAGGUAAUCGGCAUCAGAUUGACUGUCUGAGCAAACACUCACCUGCACGAGAGGGUCAGAGUGAAUACCAAAAGAGCUACAGGGUUUCCAGGUCCAGAAGUGUGUCUCCUCAGCGCUGUGCUCGGUUGGCCGGCCUGCGCUCCGACCAGAUGGGUAUCAGCAGAGAACCGAGUCUCCAACGUCGAAAAAGGCUCGAACCUGGUGGUAUUCAGUCCUGCAGCUCUCUCCUCUGUCCUCCAGAUCCGCACCAUAUUCUCCCUCAGCCGACUCCUCAAGCACACAGAACUUCGGCCUCCAAGAGUCACUCAGCCCACAGGAAGGGACCUUCCCUGGAGCCACAACCCCCAACACCUCCUGGAGCACGAGAAGACCCUGGAUCUCGUGCAGACCCAGAACCUCCAGCAGGACCACGACCUACUGCAGACUCAGGACCUCCAGCAGGACCACGACCUGCUGGAGAUUCUGGGUCUGCAAGAGAUCCAGGAGCCAAUGGAAAAUCUGUGAAGCCCCACCCCUCCAAGCCUGACAGCCAACCACACCUUAGCCAACCUUUGACAGCAGCGCCUGAUGGACAGCAGCCCUCGGCCAAUGAGGUUCAGCAUGCUCUGCGGUGGAGGGCGGGGCUGAGGUCGGGAGGUCAAAGGUCAGGAGGUCAUAGGUCAGAGUACCUCAGACAGUUUGGCUGGAAGAAACCCGCGACUGCUGCUUCACCCCUACUGACUGCAGAACAGGUGCUUCACUCCAGCAGCAGAUUUGUGCCCCCCUUUAAGAAGAACCCCUUUUCCAUGGACACUGAGUAUCGGCGGAGCUUCCAGGGUCUGGCCCCGCCUCCUAAGCCCCGCCUUCGGAAACUACUAGAACAGCAGAGAGUCCCACUGUUCCACACACACGUGAGCAACAAAAAGAGGAGGGAGGAGUCAGUGAAGAAGCCCCGCCCCAAUCCGGAGAAAGAUGAUGCCACGCCUCCUCCUCCUCCUCAGGUGCAGAGAGGACACAGGAUGUUGACUGAGUAUGAGUCCAGCUUUCGUUCUCCCCUCUACAGGAUCCCGGAGGAAGGCGGAGCCACACACAGCGAUGCCCUUCAGGUGAAGGAGUUGAGGCAGAAGGCCUUGUCGUACCGCCGUCGAGCCUGGGGAGCGAAUUUCUGCAGAGAUCACAUGAGCCAGCUGCUGUCUGAACACAACGCUCUGUGGGAGCCAACAGAAACCACAGACUCUGCCACUGACCCCCCCUCCCCCCGCCUCGCCUCCGAUCACGACCCAGACAACCGCAGCACUUCCUGUGUGGAGGCCCUGGACCUGGCCAGCCGCUCCAGUAACUCCAGUAAGAGGUCUUCUGUUGCGGGGUCAGCAGAAAUAACCAGAACAAACAAAAACACACAAAUAAAAGCACAAACACCUCCAAGCCCUCCUGCUGAAAGGCAUACGGCCUGGGGAGAAGAAGAAGAAGAAGAAGAAGAAGAAAAUACACACGAGGAGGAGGGAAGGUUACCGACUCCGAGGUUGAAGAUGCUACCAGUUCAGAGAACUCACCAUGACCUCACCACACCUGCCACCGGAGGCGCUAUACUAGUGGGAAAACUGAAGAGCAGUGAUGAAUCUUCACCAUUCAAACAGAGGUGCGGGUCUGCCGUGUCUAUGGCAGCGGGGGCGGAGACCGCGCUAGACGUGCCGGUCAAACGGAAGGAGGCGUGGUCAGAGAAUAACUCCCCUCACACACCUUCAUCUGGCCCCUCGCCCGACCACAAACCAGCUGCCAGUCCUCCCUCUAAACCAAUCAGGACGAAGCAAACGCCUCCACCCGCUGUAGCCCCGCCCCCUCUGGUCCCACCCCCGCCGCACUGUAUCCAAGGCACUCUGAGACACCCCGACUUCCAACACAACGGUGAGUUGGGUCUGAGGUUCAGGGAGCGGCAGUGUUCAGGAGGAGGCUGCGGCUCUGAUGACGACGACCGCCUGUCGGUGAUGUCGUGCCGUUCGGCAGCUUCCUGCUCCGUGGCGUCCGCCGUGCUGGAGCGUGCUCAAAAGAGACGAGAGAACUUCUGGGGGAAGAGAUGACCUCUGACUGAGUUUAUAGUGGAUCAGUCACUGCUGUAGAACAAUUAGUGAGGAUAUUUUUUAAACAGAGGAAAGUGCUUAAUUUAAAUAGUGGGAAUAAUGUAUAUUUAUAGAUUAAUGUAAGAUAAUUGUACUGUUCCUUUUUAAACUACACUUUUGUAAUAGAUGGUUUUUAUAAAUAUAGUAAUUUUGUGUAUUCAGUAAUUAUGUUGCUCUCUGCGUGUUUGCAGAGAUAAAAGUGACAUAAACACAGACUGAUUUUAGCUUUUGUGGUAUACAAAUCCUGAAAAUAAUGAGUUUAAGUUACUAAAAAUAAAAUAAGAAUGUGAGCAUGAA
This is a messenger RNA of Micropterus salmoides (largemouth bass), 2603 nucleotides long. It is a transcript of the gene saxo6, whose product is annotated as Mdm1 nuclear protein. The record is from RefSeq and is a predicted model, not a curated record. NCBI's taxonomy places the organism in Eukaryota, Metazoa, Chordata, Actinopteri, Centrarchiformes, Centrarchidae. Gene Ontology annotation, biological process: negative regulation of centriole replication. The transcript has 16 exons. Gene Ontology annotation, molecular function: microtubule binding. Bases 360 to 2267 code for a protein of 635 amino acids.